GAAGAGUUUAGAGAGAGAGAGAAAGAGAGUUUUCUUCUGUGGGGCAUUUGUUUUUUUUUAAUUAAUUUUUUUUCCUUCGGUGCUGCGAACUAUAUGAAGCUCUGAGCUUUCGUCACCAAUGGCGUCGGACCAGGAAAUAGCGAAAGGGGUGGAGGCCCUUCUCCGUCUAUCCGAACCUAAUUCGCUCACCUCGUUAAAUGUCGUCGUUCAACAGCUAGAGGCCAAGCUAGGGUUAGACCUCUCGGAGAAGGCGGAUUUUAUUCGUGAUCAGAUCAAUCUCCUCCUCCGUGCUCACCCCUCCUCAGCCGCUACAUCCUCCGUCUCCGCUGUGGAACCGUCGCCUCCUCCGCCUCAAACCGCCGUCAAUGUGCCGGCGAAAUCCCACUUCGCCCUCCACCACCCUUCGCAAUACCCUCAUCCUCAGCACCAGCAAUUCCCUACCCAUUUCUCCCUUCAGCAGCCUCCCCACCACUCCUAUGACCUAAAUUUCCAGCAGCCGUAUCCGGUGCCUGUUCCGCAGAUUCCGCCAUCGCAGCAUCAGCCUCUGCGACAACCGCCGCCGCGGGAUACUUAUGGCGCGAAUUCUAUCAUCUCUUUUGAUCAGGUUCAGGCUCCGAAAGAAAGUGCUCCAGCAAGAACCAAGAGAAAGGGUGGGUCUGGUGGUCUGAACAAAGUCUGUGGGGUCUCUCCUGAGCUUCAGGCCGUAGUUGGGGAACCUUUUCUUCCAAGGACUGAGAUUGUGAAGCAAUUAUGGGCUUACAUAAGGAAGAACAACCUCCAAGACCCAAGUAACAAGCGGAAGAUCAUUUGUGACGACCCACUGCGUGUGGUUUUCGAGACGGAUUGCACUGACAUGUUCAAAAUGAAUAAGCUUCUCUCGAAACAUAUCCUCCCUCUUGACCCAACAAAGGAAUCUGGUCAAGCGAAACGGGUGAAAGUCGAUGCUGAGUCUACGACUGAAACCGUAGAGCCAGUUAGUUCUACUGUUGUACUGUCUGAACCCAUUGCUAAGUUCUUUGGGACAGGUGAGACAGAGAUGGUGGAAACAGAAGUUGUUCAGCGUGUUUGGGAUUACAUAAAACUCAAUCAUUUGGAGGAUCCCGUGAAUCCGAUGGCAAUACAGUGUGAUGAAAAGCUCAGGGAUCUUCUUGGAUGCGAAAGCAUUUCAGCGGUGGGGAUAAAUGAGAUGCUGAGGCGUCAUAUGUACAAGCGGUCAGUGAUAUCAGACGGGCCGUGACUUUAACUAGUAGCGGUGUGCGAGGAGAGGGAACCCUUCUUUGUGUAGGACAUGAUGUAGAACUCUGACAGGAAGAAACAUAUUAUAUAUAACUUGCUUUAUGUUUCUUCAUCAUCAUCAGCCUCCCAAGUUCUUGGGUUGGCUGGUUGUGUUGUGUAUCUAUUAUCCGCAUAUCUGUUGUUCUUUUAGCAUGAAAACUUGGCUCUCACGGGCUGGCAGGCAAAGGGCGAGAUGAUAUGUUUUGUAUUUACGCCAUUUGCCAUUUGAUGUGUAGGAAAACCCUUGUUCAGUUUGUGUGUUUUUUAUCUUGUUUGCUAUGCUGAUGUUCGGUUUCUUGUAA
Tarenaya hassleriana is the source of this 1577-nucleotide messenger RNA. RefSeq lists its product as uncharacterized. Gene Ontology annotation, molecular function: RNA polymerase I cis-regulatory region sequence-specific DNA binding. Gene Ontology annotation, cellular component: nucleus; RNA polymerase I upstream activating factor complex. The coding region runs from base 119 to 1237 and encodes 372 amino acids. The transcript is spliced from 6 exons. The record is from RefSeq and is a predicted model, not a curated record. Lineage: Eukaryota; Viridiplantae; Streptophyta; Magnoliopsida; Brassicales; Cleomaceae. Gene Ontology annotation, biological process: nucleolar large rRNA transcription by RNA polymerase I; transcription initiation at RNA polymerase I promoter.